CUACCCAGGUUCCUCAUGAAAUGCGCUAACGAAACCGUCACGAUCGAGCUCAAAAACGGCACCAUUGUGCACGGCACCAUCGCGUCCGUGUCGCCGCAGAUGAACACGGCGCUGCGCAACGUCAAGAUGACGCCCAGGGGCCAGGACCCAAUCCCGCUCGACACGCUCAACGUCCGGGGCAGCACCAUCCGUUACUUCAUCCUGCCCGACUCGCUGCCGCUCGACACGCUGCUCAUCGACGACGCGCCCAAGCCCAAGAACAAGGCGCGCAAGGAGGCUGACCGCGGCGGGAGGGGCGGACGCGGCGGGAGGGGGAGGGGGAGGGGAAUGGGAAGGGGCCGUGGGAGGGGGAGGGGUUAG
Messenger RNA from Parathielavia appendiculata, 360 nucleotides. Its product is annotated as Sm-like ribonucleoprotein. Gene Ontology annotation, cellular component: U1 snRNP; precatalytic spliceosome; SMN-Sm protein complex. The transcript has a single exon. The record is from RefSeq and is a predicted model, not a curated record. Lineage: Eukaryota; Fungi; Ascomycota; Sordariomycetes; Sordariales; Chaetomiaceae. The annotation marks the transcript as partial. Gene Ontology annotation, molecular function: RNA binding. Gene Ontology annotation, biological process: RNA processing; spliceosomal snRNP assembly.